Megachile rotundata (alfalfa leafcutting bee) is the source of this 925-nucleotide messenger RNA. RefSeq lists its product as uncharacterized. NCBI's taxonomy places the organism in Eukaryota, Metazoa, Arthropoda, Insecta, Hymenoptera, Megachilidae. The record is from RefSeq and is a predicted model, not a curated record.
CUAUUUUUUAUUAUAUGUAUUGUUAGUAAUAUUCUUUAUUCGAAAAUUAUGCUCUUGUCGAAAUAUUUUAAUAGUAAUACGAAUUUAUACCUUGUGUCGACAUUUACAAUAGAAAUAAAUUGCAGUCUGUAGUUUUAUUAUGUCAACAAAUAAUUCUUUUGAUCGAUGCGAAAUCUAACAGACGUAAGAAUAGACUCAACAGUAAUGUAACGAAUGUCAAUGAGGAAAAGAAAGAUGGUUCGAAGAACGUGAUUCACAAACAGAUCCCAACUGUUUUCCGAUAUUGCACGCGAAUCAACUGGAUUGUUCCAAGAACUCUCUUUACCAAGAACAUCAUAACGAAUCAUGCGCGAUGAACGAAGUGCUAAGAAUACGUGAAAUAUUUUGUGAUCGCAAAUUCACAGAAAUCCUGGCAAGUACACUUGCUCGAGAAAGUCUUUGCAUAGUGACUUUCCUUAUUUAAUUAUAAGAAUAAAUAUUAAAGAAAAAAGCAUUCUUUUCCUUCAUAGAUUAAGUAGUCGGUUUUUGUUGCAGUUUGUGCAGAUCCAUCAUCGAUAAAUUUCAAUAUGGCGGACCGGAAUUUCAAUCUUAAUGAAUGUGGACGCUUAAGUAUUUUAGUUACAGUGAAGUGUCAGUUGUCAAUCAUGUGACUAUAGAUGACACUAUUCUUAAUAAGGAGUUCUUAUUCACUGUCAAUCAUGCUUUCUUUCUUGGUACAACCGGUGAUGGCAAAACAUCUGAACGGUAUAGUGACAGAGAAUCUAUUCCACGUACAACUCUUAUUCAAAGGUUCCAAAAUAGUGCCAUAUACAGAGACUGUACUGUACAUCUAUUUUACACAGUAAAUAAAUUUCAUUUGAACCGAAAUGAAACAUUUCAAUUAAAUACUAUGAAAUUGAGAUAAAGCAUUUAAUUGACUCAUAAA